AUGGGAGUGCCGGCCUUCUUCCGCUGGCUGACUCGGCGGUACAAGAAAAUCCUUGUCCGUGCCGAGGAGGCGCCCGAGUCGCCGUCGCCGCUGGUGGUGGCCCAGCCGAAUCCAAAUGGCGUCGAGUUUGACAACCUGUAUCUGGACAUGAACGGCAUCAUCCAUCCGUGCUGUCAUCCUGAGGAUGGGGCAGCGCCAUCGUCCGAGGCUGAGAUGUUUGAGCGAGUCUUUGCGUACAUUGAUCGCAUCAUGGCGCUGGCCCGGCCGCGGCGGAUGGUGUACAUGGCGAUUGAUGGGGUUGCGCCGCGAGCCAAGGCGAACCAGCAGCGGGCACGGCGGUUCCGGACGGCGCAGGAGGCCAAGGAGGAGUACGAGCGUGAGCUGGAGCUUGCGGCAGAGGCCGGGCACGCCCUGCCGCAGGUGCCCAAGAAGGCGUGGGACUCGAACGUGAUCACGCCCGGCACGCCGUUCAUGGCAUCGCUCUCGCUGGCGCUGCGGUACUACAUUGCACUGCGGAUGAACACGGCGCCUGGGUGGAAGGGCUUGGUGGUCAUGCUGUCGGACUCGAACGUGCCGGGCGAGGGUGAGCACAAGAUCAUGGAGUACAUCCGAAGCCAGCGACUGGACGCGCGGUACGAGCCGAACCUCAACCACAUGCUGUACGGGACGGACGCAGACCUGAUCAUGCUUGCGCUGGCCACACACGAGCCGCACUUUUUCAUUCUCCGCGAGCAUCUCGAGGACCGGCGGCGGUCGUCCAACUGCUUCACCUGCGGCAAGCCGGGCCACAUUGCGUCGGCGUGCCCGUACCGCAACGACCCGAGCGGGCUGGCGGCGAUGAAGGAGGCGGCGGCGUCGAUGGGCGGAAGCAAGGCUGCGCCGCCCAAGCCGUACGACAUUGUUGACGUCGGCAUUCUCCGCGAGUACCUGCUCAACGAACUCCGAGUGCCUGUCCCGUUUCCGUGGGAUGACGACAACGCGCUUGACGACUUUGUCUUUCUCUGCUUCUUUGUGGGUAACGACUUUUUGCCACACCUGCCCUCGCUCCGCAUCCGCGAGGGCGCACUCGACAAGCUGCUCCGCAUCUACAAGGAGGAGCUGCCCAAGCUUGACGGCCAUCUGACGUCCAACGGAGAGCUCAUUCUCGAUCGCGUCCAGGUCAUUGUCGACGUCAUUGGGCAGAUGGAGUCGGACGUUUUCCGCGACCGCAAGAGGAACCUCGACCGCGCCGCCAUGAAGGCGGCUCGCCGGCGCGGCGCAACAGCCUCUGCGGCUGCGCUCGAGCGCGCUGGCAUUGCCAUCAUGCCGACGAGCGGCGGCAAGGUGGCCAAGGCGGCAGCCAUGGAGAGUAGCGCAGGUGAGGGUGAGGUGGAGCCUGUGCCGAUGGAGGAGGAGAAGGGGGAGGCGCAGAUGAAGGUCGAGACUGGGGCCGCGACGGAGACGGAGGCCGAGGCCGAGAUCGAGGCCGAGGCGGAUGCCGAAGCGGAUGCCGAGGCGGAUGCCGAGACCGAGGUGGAGGCUGAGGCCGAGACUGAGGUCGAAGACAACGAGUCGGACGGCGCCGACCUGGAUCAGGUGCGGCUUUGGGAGGAGGGGUGGAAGAAGCGGUACUACAAGGCCAAGUUUGAGGUUGACCUGGAGCGCAACGCGCUGUUCCGGCGCGAGCUGGCGCGAGCUUACGUUCAGGGCCUUGUCUGGGUCUACCGCUACUACUACCAGGGUUGCUGCUCGUGGAGAUGGUUCUACCCGUACCAUUACGCACCGUUUGCGUCGGACCUGAGCUCGCUGGCGGACUUUGAGGGAGAGCUCGAGUUUGAUCGCGGCACGCCGUUCACGCCGCUGACUCAGCUGAUGGCUGUCCUCCCGCCGGCGUCCAAGGACGCACUGCCGGCGCCGUACCAGCGGCUGAUGACCGAGAGCGAUUCGCCGAUUGUGCACUUUUACCCCGAUACUUUUGGGCUGGACCUCAACGGGCACCGGGCGUCGUGGAUGGCGGUGGUGCUCCUGCCGUUCAUCGAGGAGCAGGCGCUUCUGGAGGCGCUGGCGAGCGUCGACGGCGAGCUGUCGCCAGCAGAGCGGGCGCGCAACACGCCCAAGCGCGAAGUCAUUUUUGUCCAUGCCGCCAACGCCAAGGUCUAUCCGUUUGUGGCUCGGGCGUACGCCCAAGGCAGCGACGGCGCCAAGCUCCUCAUCGACGUGGCCGGCAUGGGAGGACAGGCGUUUGCGGCCGCCGAGCCGCUUGCGCAAGUCGGGACAGACCUCGCGCCACCAGCCGAGUUUGACCGCUGGCCGUCAAUCCGCCGCAAUGCCGUUGUGGUGGCUGACUUUGAGUUUCCCUCGCCGCCGUACGACGACUACGUCCACGAGGCCGUCGUCCUCCCAGGCUCGAUCUUCCCGCCGCAGGCGCUCACCGAGAUGGAUCUGUACCAGUCAGGCCGCCACCGCGGCGGGCCGCGGACCAACUCGGCCGGCAUGUCAUACCACGGCAACAACAACACCGGGUACUUUGAGGACGCCGGCAUGCGCGCCGCCCGCCAGCGCCAGCGACAGCUCGCCGCCCGCCACCCGCCGCCGCCCGGCCACAUCGCCCCGUCGCAGAUGGGCUACGGCGCCCAGCGCGGCCCGGUCGGCGCUGGCCGCUUCCACCCAUACUGA
Molecule: messenger RNA, 2655 nt
Organism: Thecamonas trahens ATCC 50062
Lineage: Eukaryota; Apusomonadida; Apusomonadidae
Product: XRN-2 protein
Exons: 3
Coding region: 1-2655 (884 amino acids)
Biological process (GO): nuclear-transcribed mRNA catabolic process
Cellular component (GO): nucleus
Molecular function (GO): zinc ion binding; RNA binding; 5'-3' RNA exonuclease activity
Source: RefSeq, a predicted model, not a curated record